Molecule: messenger RNA, 10477 nt
Organism: Haemorhous mexicanus (house finch)
Lineage: Eukaryota; Metazoa; Chordata; Aves; Passeriformes; Fringillidae
Gene: DOCK5
Product: dedicator of cytokinesis 5
Exons: 53
Coding region: 224-6007 (1927 amino acids)
Biological process (GO): cell migration; small GTPase-mediated signal transduction
Cellular component (GO): plasma membrane; cytoplasm
Molecular function (GO): small GTPase binding; guanyl-nucleotide exchange factor activity; GTPase activator activity
Source: RefSeq, a predicted model, not a curated record
UCUCCUGCGCUCGGCGCGCCGGGGGAGGCUGCGAAGUUGGGCGUGUGCCGCGGAGUUCUCGGAGCGUCUUUGGGAUCGGCUUGGGAGGCAGGAGCGGGGCCAGGAGCGGGGCAUGGCUGAGCAGCCCGGCCCGCGGCUCCAGCGCGGGGCUGCGGCGGGCGAGGCGCGGCGCUGAGGAAGCCCCGGGACCCCCGAACCCCCCGGUCCCCCCGGAGCCGCCGGCAUGGCCCGCUGGAUCCCCACCAAGCGCGAGAAGUACGGGGUCGCCAUCUACAACUACGAGGCCGUGCAGGACGUGGAGCUGUCCCUGCAGGUGGGGGACACUGUUCACAUCCUGGAGAUGUACGAAGGCUGGUACCGAGGAUACACGCUCCGGAAUAAAUCCAAGAAGGGCAUUUUCCCAGAAACUUACAUCCAUUUAAAAGAGGCCAUCGUGAAGGACCGGGGGCAGCACGAGACAGUGAUUCCCAGCGAGCUGCCCCUCGGCCAGGAGCUGACGGCCACGCUGCGGGAGUGGGCAGUGAUCUGGCACAAGCUGUACGUGAACAACAAAACCACGCAGUUCAGGCAUGUCCAGCAGCUCACCUACAGCCUGAUAGAGUGGAGAUCCCAAAUCCUCUCCGGAACCCUGCCCAAGGAUGAACUGGCUGAGCUCAAGAAAAAAGUCACUGCCAAGAUUGACUAUGGCAACAGGAUCCUGGGUCUGGACCUGGUUGUCCGAGAUGACAAUGGGAACAUCUUGGACCCAGAUGAGACCAGCACAAUCUCCCUCUUCAAGGCCCAUGAAACUGCAUCCAAGAGGAUUGAUGAGAGGAUCCAGGAGGAGAAGUCCCUGCAGCAGAGUUUGGACCUCCGGGGACAGCCAAUAUUCAACUCCACACACACUUACAGCCUCUAUGUGAACUUCAAGAACUUCGUCUGCAACAUUGGGGAAGAUGCAGAGCUACUGAUGAGCCUCUAUGACCCUGACCUCUCCAAAUUCAUCAGUGAGAAUUACCUGGUUCGUUGGGGCAGCAAUGGGAUGCCUAAAGAAAUUGAGAAACUGAACAACCUCCAAGCAGUGUUUACUGACUUGAGCAGCUCAGACCUGAUCAGGCCCAGGAUCAGCCUGGUGUGCCAGAUCGUGCGGGUGGGGCACAUGGAGCUGAAGGAUGGCAAGAAGCACACCUGCGGGCUGCGCAGGCCCUUCGGCGUGGCAGUGAUGGACAUCACUGACAUCAUCCACGGGAAGGUGGACGACGAGGAGAAGCAGCAUUUUAUCCCCUUCCAGCAGAUUGCCAUGGAAACCUACAUCAGGCAGCGGCAGCUGAUCAUGUCCCCCCUGAUCACCUCCCACGUCAUCGGCGAGAACGAGCCCCUCACCUCUGUCUUCAACAAAGUCAUCGCUGCCAAGGAGGUCAACCACAAGGGCCAAGGUCUCUGGGUCUCCCUGAAGUUGCUCCCUGGGGAUCUAGCUCAGGUUCAGAAGGAUUUUUCCCACCUUGUAGACAGAUCCACUGCAGUGGCUCGAAAAAUGGGGUUCCCUGAGAUCAUCCUUCCUGGUGAUGUCAGGAAUGACAUCUACGUCACCCUGAUCCAGGGGGAGUUUGACAAAGGCAAGAAGAAAACACCCAAGAACGUCGAGGUCACCAUGUCUGUGCACGACGAGGAUGGGAACCUGCAGGAGAAAGCCAUCCACCCCGGGGCUGGCUACGAGGGAGUCUCGGAGUACAAGUCUGUGGUUUAUUACCAGGUCAAGCAGCCCUGCUGGUAUGAGACUGUCAAGGUGGCCAUUGCCAUAGAAGAAGUCAGUCGCUGCCACCUGAGGUUCACGUUCCGUCACCGCUCGUCCCAGGAGUCCAGGGAUAGAUCUGAGAGAGCUUUUGGCAUGGGCUUUGUGAAGCUGAUGAAUGCAGAUGGAACGACGCUGCAGGAUGGCAAACAUAAUUUGAUUGUUUACAAGGGUGACAACAAGAAAAUGGAAGAUGCCAAGAGUUAUUUGACUCUUCCUUGCACCAAAACAGAGAUGGAAGAGAAGGAGGCUCCCUCAGGGAAAAACCUGCACUCUCUGGCCAACUUCACCCCCACGAAGGACAGCACAAAGGACAGCUUCCAGAUUGCCACUGUCAUCUGCUCCACCAAACUCACCCAGAAUGUUGACCUGCUGGGUUUGCUGAACUGGCGCUCCAACGCCCACAACAUCGCCCACAACCUCAGGAAGCUCAUGGAGGUGGAAGGAGGAGAAAUAGUGAAGUUUUUGCCAGACACCCUCGAUGCACUUUUCAACAUCAUGAUGGAAAUGUCAGAAAAUGAAACGUACGAUUUCCUGGUGUUUGAUGCCCUGGUAUUUAUUAUUUCUUUGAUUGGAGACAUCAAGUUCCAGCAUUUCAACACUGUGCUUGAGACUUACAUCUACAAACACUUCAGUGCAACCCUGGCCUAUGUGAAACUCACCAAAGUCCUGAACUGCUACGUGGGGAAUGCUGAGGACUCCAGCAAGACAGAGCUGCUCUUUGCAGCCCUGAAAGCCCUGAAAUACCUGUUCAGGUUCAUCGUGCAGUCCCGGGUGCUGUACCUGAGUGUGUAUGGGAAAAGUGAAGAUGGGAAUGAAUUCAACGAUGCAAUUCGCCAGCUCUUCCUCUCCUUCAACAUCCUCAUGGACCGGCCCCUGGAGGAGGCUGUCAAGAUCAAGGGGGCAGCUUUAAAGUAUUUGCCAAGCAUCAUAAAUGAUGUCAAACUGGUAUUUGACCCCGUUGAGCUGAGUGUCCUCUUCAGCAAGUUCAUCCAGAGCAUCCCUGACAACCAGCUGGUCCGGCAGAAGCUGAACUGCCUGACCAAGAUCGUGGAGAGUGACCUGUUCAAGCAGGCUGAGUGCAGAGAUGCCCUCCUGCCCCUGCUCAUCGAUCAGCUGAGUGGGCAGCUGGAUGACAACUCCAGCAAGCCAGACCACGAGGCCAGCUCCCAGCUCCUGAGCAGCGUCCUGGAGGUCCUGGACCGCAAAGAUGUGGGUGCCACUGCUCUGCACAUCCAGCAGAUGAUGGAGCGGCUGCUGCGCCGGAUCAACCGCACGGUGAUCGGGAUGAGCCGCCAGAGCCCGCACAUCGGUAUUUUCGUGGCCUGCAUGACAGCCAUCCUGAGGCAGAUGGAUGAUUUCCAUUACAGCCAUUACAUCAACACUUUCAAAACCAGGCAGGACAUUAUUGACUUCCUGAUGGAAACAUUCAUUAUGUUCAAGGACCUGAUUGGGAAGAACGUGUAUGCACCUGACUGGAUGGUCAUGAACAUGAUGCAGAGCAGGGUUUUCCUCCGGGCAGUGAACCAAUUCACCUCCAUCCUCAACCGCUUCUUCCUGGAUCAAACUCAUUUUGAGCUCCAGCUCUGGAAUAACUAUUUCCACUUGGCAGUGGCCUUCCUCACUCACGAGUCCCUGCAGCUGGAGACCUUCUCCCAGGCCAAACGCAACAAAAUCAUCAAGAAGUAUGGGGACAUGAGGAAAGAAAUUGGCUUCAGAAUCAGGGAUAUGUGGUAUAACCUGGGUCCCCACAAAAUAAAAUUCAUCCCAGCAAUGGUGGGGCCAAUCCUGGAGGUGACCCUGGUCCCAGAGCCUGAGCUGAGGAAAGCAACAAUUCCCAUUUUUUUUGACAUGAUGCAGUGUGAGUUCAACUUCAGUGGGAACGGGAACUUCCACAUGUUUGAGAACGAGCUGAUCACCAGGCUGGACCAGGAGGUGGAGGGGGGCCGAGGGGAUGAGCAGUACAAGGUCCUGCUGGAGAAACUGCUGCUGGAGCACUGCAGGAAGCACAAGUACCUGGCAGCCCCAGGAGAGGUGUUUGCCCUGCUGGUCAGCAGCCUCCUGGAGAACCUGCUGGACUACAGGACCAUCAUGCACGAUGAGAGCAAGGAGAACCGCAUGAGCUGCACUGUCAACGUGCUGAAUUUCUACAAGGAGAAGAAGCGAGAGGACAUUUACAUCAGGUAUCUGUACAAGCUCAGGGACCUGCACACAGACUGUGAGAACUUCACUGAGGCUGCCUACACCCUGCUCCUGCACGCUGAGCUGCUCCAGUGGUCAGAGAAGCCCUGUGUGCCUCACCUGCUGCAGAGGGACUCCUACUGUGUGUACUCCCAGCAGGAGCUCAAGGAGAAACUCUACCAGGAGAUCAUCUCCUUCUUUGACAGGGGCAAGAUGUGGGAAAAGGCCAUUCAGCUGAGCAAGGAGCUGGCUGACAUGUACGAGAACAAGGUCUUUGACUACGAGGGACUUGGCAAUCUCCUGAAAAAAAGAGCCACUUUUUAUGAGAACAUCAUGAAGGCUAUGAGACCUCAGCCCGAGUACUUUGCUGUGGGAUACUAUGGACAGGGUUUUCCCUCCUUCCUCAGGAACAAGAUUUUCAUCUACCGUGGCAAGGAGUAUGAGCGCAGGGAGGAUUUUAACCUGAAGCUGCUGACCCAGUUCCCCAGUGCUGAGAAGAUGACCAGCACAGCCCCUCCAGCAGAGGAGAUCAAGGCUUCCCCCAAACAGUAUGUGCAGUGCUUCAUUGUGAAGCCUGUGAUGAACCUGCCACCUAAUUACAAAGAUAAACCUGUUCCUGAACAGAUCUUAAACUACUACAGAGCCAACGAGGUGCAGCAGUUCACUCACUCCAGACCUGUCAGGAAAGGAGAGAAGGAUCCAGACAAUGAGUUUGCUAACAUGUGGAUAGAGAGAACAACCUACACGACAGCUUAUUCCUUUCCAGGCAUCCUCAAGUGGUUUGAGGUCAAACAGGUCACAACGGAGGAGAUCAGCCCCCUGGAGAAUGCCAUAGAAACCAUGGAGCUGACCAAUGAGAGGAUCACCAACGUGGUGCAGCAGCAGGGCUGGGACCGCAGCCUGCCCGUGCACCCCCUGUCCAUGCUGCUCAGUGGCAUCGUGGACCCCGCGGUCAUGGGGGGCUACACCAACUAUGAGAAGGCCUUCUUCACAGAGAAAUAUCUCCAAGAACAUCCUGAAGAUCAAGACAAAAUUGAGCUGCUCAAACAACAAAUUGCUAUACAGAUGCCUCUCCUGGCAGAGGGGAUCCGGAUCCACGGCGAGAAGCUGACAGAGCAGCUGAGGCCGCUGCACGAGAGGCUCACAUCCUGCUUCAGGGAGCUCAGGAGGAGGGUGGAGAAGCAGUACGGGGUCAUAACUCUGCCCCCGGCGCUGACCGACAGGAAGCCGAGCCGCUCGGGCUCCGUGGUUCUGCCCUACAUCAUGUCCUCCACCCUCAGGAGGCUCUCGGUCACCUCCGUGGCCUCCUCUGUGGCCUCCACCUCGUCCACCUCGUCCGACAGUGCUUCCUCCAGGCCAGGCUCUGACGGAUCUACCCUGGAGCCUCUCUUGGAGAGGAGAAUAUCUACAUCUUCCAGAGCUGAGGAGCUGCCUGUGAAAGAAGAUGGUGACAACAGGAUUAGCAAACUCAAGAGGAAGGAGUGGAGCAUUAGCAAGUCUCAGGUUAUUGUGGAGAAGGAGCCAGAAACAGAACUGACUUCCAAAAUGCAGGGCCCAGCAGGGAAGGCCCAGAGGCCCAAGAGUCUGCAGCUGGGGGACACCAGGCUGACCCUGCUGCAGGGCCCCUCGCUGCAGCAGCCCACCUGCAGCCCUCCCCCCAUCACCCCCAAAACCCCCCGGACCCAGAGCUCCCCCUCCUUGCAGGCUGAUGGAUUGGCCACACCACCGCCUCCUCCCCCCAAGAGCAAACCCUACGAGAGCAGCACCCCCAGGAACUCUGUGGAGCAGAGAGAUCCCAGCUCCAGGGAUGCCAUGGGAGUCACUGGAUCAAGAGGAUUAAUAAAAGAGCCUCCUUCCCUUGGGUCUUGCAAGGAAACUAAUUCCUGCCACGUCCUGGCCUGCAGCAUCCCCUUGGCUGGCAGCCAGAGGGAGAGAAUUCCCAGAGCUGAAGAGGUUGCUCCAGCACUGCCCAGCAGGCGAGAGGCCAAACCUCCCCCUCCACCCCCCAAAACCAGGAAAUCCAGCGUGGUGUCCUCGGAGCAGGGGCUGCCCUGAGCCUUUGGGGUCCCAGCAGAGCCCAGCCUGCAGUGGCUGCUCCAUUUCCUGCCAGCCUGGCAUCAAACCUGCCUCCCCCACUGCCCUGGAGCCUCCUGGGAGACCCCACCAAGGAAACGUGGCUGGGCCUGGGCUCCCUCCCCUGAGCUUGCCUGUGCAGUGCUGACACAGCCACCCAGACCUGUCCCUGCUGGAAUUCCUCUCCCUCCUGAGCUGGUCACUGCUGCAAUCCCAGCAGCUCCUUCCCAGUGUCACUGGGAAUCCUGGCUGGUCUCACUGGGGCAUCACUGCAGGCAGAGGCUCCUGCCUGGCUCAGGGGGGUCUGCCCAGCUCUGCUUGGUUUGGUGCAAGAUCUCAUUUUGUGCUUUGAACGGGGUGAAAGAAAUCCCUCCUGGGAAUGUCUGAGAUGACAGAAGCAGCUCUUUGGCCAGGGCUGGACUGGCACCACUGCCCUGGUACCAGAACUGGACUGGCACCACUGCCCUGGUACCAGGGAUGGAUUGGUGCCACUGCCCUGGUACCAGGGCUGGACUGGCACCACUGCCCUGGUACCAGAACUGGACUGGUGCCACUGCCCUGGUACCAGGGCUGGACUGGCACCACUGCACUGGUACCAGAACUGGACUGGUGCCACUGCCCUGGUACCAGGGCUGGACUGGCACCACUGCACUGGUACCAGAACUGGACUGGUGCCACUGCCCUGGUACCAGGGCUGGACUGGCACCACUGCACUGGUACCAGAACUGGACUGGUGCCACUGCCCUGGUACCAGGGAUGGAUUGGUGCCACUGCACUGGUACCAGGGAUGGAUUGGUGCCACUGCCCUGGUACCAGGGCUGGACUGGCACCACUGCCCUGGUACCAGAACUGGACUGGUGCCACUGCCCUGGUACCAGGGAUGGAUUGGUGCCACUGCCCUGGUACCAGGGCUGGACUGGCACCACUGCCCUGGUACCUGAACUGGGCUGGCACCACUGCCCUGGUACCAGAACUGGGCUGGCACCACUGCCCUGGUACCUGAACUGGGCUGGCACCACUGCCCUGGUACCAGGGCCAGACUGUUUCCAUCUCCACAGGUACCAGGACUGUACUGGUACCAGUUCCAUAAGCAGCUCAUGGCCUGUUUAUUUAUCAUCAAUAUUGAUGAAGAUUUUUCUUUCUCUUCCAGGAAAUAAUUUUGUUUGUUCAUUCUGUCAUUUUGCUUCUGAUCAUCUUGUAGGAGUUGGGAGGAGCCACUAAAACCCUGCUGAGGGUGUUGCUCAUAUAGGAAAUACAAUUUCUGUUAGGCUGGGGGUUCAUGGGCCAUUACUGUGCUCCCCUGACUGAAAUGGGUUUCUGACCUUACUGAAAAAACAAAGUUUGUUAAACCUAAUGAAAAGUUUCCUCAGCUUUUUCAGGGAAAAUCAAACCCAACAAAACCCAACCCAACAAAAUCCAUCCCCAGGAAGGUUUUGCUCAGACUGAAAUUGUCAUUUUCUUUUGUCCUUCCCAAUUCUUUUGACAUCUGUGUGACUGCAGGGGCUGCUGUGCUGCCUGGAAGCAGAUUGCCCUCAUCCCAGAGUCAUCCCAGAGUGCCACCAGCUCCAGCCUGGAGCUGCUCUGGAGGUGGCACUGCAGUCACAUCCCAUCCAUCCCCAGCCUGAUUGCUGCAAGCACUUCCAGCUGUCUCCAGGCUGCUGCUCCUCAGGGGAGAUCUUGGGACUCUCCCUGGACACCCUGGCAGCUUUUCCCUCUCUGGGGCUCUGUGGGACCUGUCAGCUCCUCCUUGUGUUCCUGGACACAGACUCUGCUUGGCUUGAACCCCACUGGGUUUUCCUGCCUGUCCCUUUCCUGUGCACUCUCCCCCCCUGCUGCUCCCCGGGGCCCUCAGAAGGUUUCCCUCAGAGCAGCUUCUUGUCUGGGCUGAGGAUUCUGCUUCAGGCACACAGCAGGAUGUGUCUGAGCUGUCUGAGGCACCUCCACUGUUCAUUCAGUGCCUGUCCCCACUCUGCCCUCAGUCCUGGGUGCUUCUCAGACAGGUUGGCUUGAACUCUGAACCAGCAGGAGCAGGGGAGGCUGAGCAGGGAUCCCAGGAAUGCUUUCCCUGGUGUGGGCAAACAGACUGAGCUGUCAGGUUUGGCUGGUUUGGUUCUAAGGGACUUUGGACUCCUCUUUUCCAGCCCUUUUUGUUCUGCUUUAACAACCUUAACAUACAGAGGUACCUUUGCCAUCCAGGUUUUUUCCUGGGGAAGGAAAACUCCCUCUAGAAAACACUCCCAGGAGGAGGUCUGACAUUGGGAAGAAUUUUUCAGCUGAUCUUUAACCAGAUUUUCUCUCUUUCCUUGGGGAGAUUUGGCUCUGGCUGUGUUUUUUGCAGUUCCAGGCCAGGAUGUUGAGCAGAAUCUUUGGCAUAUUGGUGGUGAAUUAUCCCUCCCUCCCUGCCUGCCUUCAGGCCUGCCCUGCCUCAAAAUUGCUCCUCUCACCUUGAACCUCACCUAGGUUUGCUGCUCACAAGUUCAGGCUUCUCCAGUCCCUCCCUGUGCCUGCCCAGUUUGGGAUGGGGCACCCCCUGACCUGGGAGGAGAGGAGCAGCUGCCACCAAAGAGUUCAGAACAAGUUUUCCCUUCCCUGGACAUUUUGGGCAUUUUCACUGGCAAAUUUGCCACAAAGGGCUCUAAAUUUGGUUCUUCUUUUUCCCUUCUCAGCAUUAUUUAUGUUCUAGAGUUUGUAAACUUGUCCCACUCCUGCUCCUUUUGGCAGUGUCCCCACACUGGGGUCCAGUUCUCUUACCUGGCUGGUAAAAGUUGGCAUCACUGGCUCAGAGGUGCAAGCUGGAAUUUCUGUUCUGUGCCCAAAGGAUUCAGGGCUUUGGGUCAGUUUUGGGGAAAAAAAAAUAAUCCAAGUGUCAGAUUUUUAAAGGCAGUUGGGCAUUGAAGUGUGUGAGGAAGAGCAGGGCAUUCAGCUGAUUUUAAAUGAGUGGAAUUAAGUGCCCACUCUUAGGAGAAAUCCCUCUGGAGCCCUCGUGUUGUGUUGGCUCUUUGCUUGGGUACCUGCCAGACUUGAGUUGGGAGAUUUAACUUUCAGGGGCAAUUUAAGGUGUCUCUACCUUGUUUUUUUAAAUGAGAAUCAUCUCUUCAUGUUCAUUAGGUGCUCUAGGAAAUGCCUCUAAUGUGGGAAUAGAAAUUCCACAGUGAUGAUCUGUGCACAUCACAAAUUACAGCAAUUUCUGCCCAAUUCAUGGGUUUGAAUAAAAUCUCAAAGAGGAGACAAAACCUAAUCCCAUUUCAGAGCCAAGCUGUUCAAAGCUGCUGUGAAAUUUCAAGUCUUGGAGGAUUUCAGUUUUAUUCCUUUGCAGAAAUGUGCUCAAUACUUGUUUUCUGGAGGUUUUAAUUAAGAUUUGUCAUGCUGUGAUAAAUUCCUUUCAAAAUGUGACAGGCUCUAAUCCCCACCAGGGCAGAGGGGAGCAGCAGCUCUGCCUUUCAGUGGAUGAUGGGAUUAGGAAAGGACAGGGCUUCCAGGGAGAGCAGCUCUGUGAUCUGCAUGGCACAGAGCUCCAGCAGGGAUCUGCAGGGGCUUUCUGGGCUCCUGCGUCCCAUAAAGUCCCAGCUCCCAGCCCAGGGUUUGCUCCAGGCUCACACUGAGUUGGACUUGCAGUGACAAUGCCCCAGAUUUUCCUCUCCUUAUUUAUUUUUACCAUUGUAAAUGCAAAUAAUAACUUUAAAUCUGUAAUUUAAUAAAUUUUUUAAUAGAGUGAAAACAUUCCUGACCUGCUUAUGCUACCUUCUUUUGAUUAUUUUUAUUUUAAUUAAAAACUUGACCUUAUUUUUACCAAAUCCUGUGGUGGCCCAGGGUAAGCUUUCCCAAAGACUACAGCAGGGAGGAAAAAUAAACAAAUAAAGUGAUUUUAUGGCUGUUGAAAAGCACGAGGUUCCCCUGGUUCUUCCCUCUGAACAUUAAUUAAAGCACUUUUAGGACACUUUGGGCACUACAGGGGUUACUCAAGGGACGUUCACACCUUAACCCAUUUUGCAGGUCCAUGUGGUGCUGGUUUGUGGUUUUAGGCAGAGUUCACCCCGGGGUACACUGGAUUCACUUUUCUCACUGUGGUGUCACAAAGGUUUCAUCCCUGUGAACCCUGGGGUGAGUUUGCUGUGAGUCCAGGAGGAUUUGGGUGUUGUGGAAGGAGUUUUUGUGGGUUCUGGGAUCCUGGGUUGGUGGUUUCAGUGCAAACCCACUUUUGCAGACUGCAAAUAAAAUGUUAGGGGGUUUUUCAGUCCUUUGCAACAGAAUCAGUAAAAAAUUCAGCUUUGAAGUGGCUCUGGAGAGAGCUCUGGGAAGGGACUGCAGCUCUCUGGGUGAAUGGCACACCAUUCACUCAGUCUGUGAAGCAAGGUGUACACAUUGUUGGGGGGUUUAAAUGUAAUGAUUGUUGUAAAGUUUGUAAAUACAUUUUUUAAAUAAAUGUCGUUUUUAUGACUGAACCAGAAAAAA